Manduca sexta (tobacco hornworm) is the source of this 897-nucleotide messenger RNA. RefSeq lists its product as uncharacterized. The record is from RefSeq and is a predicted model, not a curated record. The transcript is spliced from 4 exons. NCBI's taxonomy places the organism in Eukaryota, Metazoa, Arthropoda, Insecta, Lepidoptera, Sphingidae. Bases 13 to 582 code for a protein of 189 amino acids.
AAGGUAUUCAAAAUGUAUUUGAGAAUAAUUUUCACAUUAUUUUUUACUUUUUCUAUGGUGCAUGGACAGCAGGGUUCCAUGAUUGGUCCUGGCCUAUGGAACAUUCUGAGUUUUAUGGAGUACGAACCCAGGGUCGGGGACAAUUUGUACAUGAACUGCGACGUGGUGAAGAGAAGGCUGAACCGGACCAAUGAAGGCUAUAACGUCACGUGUGAUUUUGAAAAAGACUUGGACGACUCGUAUGGGAUAUUAAUCGACAUAUGCAAGAAAGUGGACGGCGGAUGCAAGCCCUAUCAGAUAUUGAAGGACGAGAAUAUUACCCAAUUCUUCGAGAAAUAUACCAAUGAAAAUAUUAAGCAAUUACUCUUGUUAGCCGGCGUCGAUCCACCAGAGUUCCCCUUAGCGACGGGAUCAUAUAAAGUGCAAAACUAUAUGGUAGAUUACUGUAAUUUGCCACCGAAUUGCCCUUACGGAGAGUAUGAGGGCACGGGGUGCAUAACUAAACACGGGCAGCGCGUCUGUUGCGUGGCGGCCAUCGUCGAGUUCGUGGAAGACAAUAACGACGUAUGCGGUUAUGAAUAAUCAACGAAACAUUCAGUUUAGUCGUAAUAAUUAUGUAUAUGUUAAACACAAUCAUUGAUAUGUUUAUUAUAAUUCAGAUCACAAAUUAGUUUGACAAGAUCCAUGCAUCAACGGGCCGUUGAGAUACUACGUAAAGGGGCGAUGGAUAUGUCUAUAGUCUAUUUGCGAUGAAUUUUUAUAUAUUUGUUAUUUAAGGACAUAUUUUCUUCAGUGUGUAAUUUUUAAUACUGCCUUUAGUAUCACUUUCUAUAGUAAUAUGUGUAAUACUAUAUUUUUGAUGUUCCAUGCAUUUUAAUAAACGAUAUAAUAAAUGUA